Echinostoma caproni is the source of this 663-nucleotide messenger RNA. NCBI's taxonomy places the organism in Eukaryota, Metazoa, Platyhelminthes, Trematoda, Plagiorchiida, Echinostomatidae. The record is from the annotation of a GenBank genome assembly.
AUGAUCGGCCGAGGUGUCCCCGUGUUCGCAAUAUUCUGCUAUACCCUGAGUUCGUCUCCCCACGAAACAGAUGGCAAACAUAACGUUCGUUAUGAUCAAGAAGCUUUCCUGGGUGAAGAUGCUGAAAGUUUCAUGAAAUUGACUCCAGAAGAAAGCAAAGAAGAGCUAGGUCUCUGCUCCUUCUCGGCACGUCGGUCACUUCCGACCGGCAGCGAGCAUAACGUAACACGGCUUGUAGUGAGUCGUGAACUUAAUGUAAGCCUACGCAGAGAUCGCGAAAUCUGGCGGUUUCAACGCCCAUCAGGAAUGGAACGUGCUGCCGUCAUGGGAAAUUUCCGUAAGCUGUUUCAUUUCAUCCGAGUCACUGGUAGUACACAGUGGUUAGGACACGUAUUGCGCAUGUCCAGCUAUCGUCUGCCGCACCGCGCCUUAUUCGCAGUUACGGCUCCGGGUUGGAAGAAACCGUGUGGUGGUCAACAGAUGACGUGGAAGCGAGGCAUGAAGAAAUGCAUAGAGCGAUUAGGUAGAAUCGGUGUCUCCCGUCUUCCAGGUUGGGGUCCGAAAGACUCUAAAACUGGUUGGCUGGAGAUAUUAAAGGAUGCGGCGACUGACCGACAGCAGUGGCGCUCUUGUUGUCAUUUCUUAACAAGGCAGAAUGCUUGA